Messenger RNA from Rotaria socialis, 1023 nucleotides. Lineage: Eukaryota; Metazoa; Rotifera; Eurotatoria; Philodinida; Philodinidae. The record is from the annotation of a GenBank genome assembly.
AUGGAAACUGAAUUCGAAUCGAACGGUUGGUGUUUUGUUCUUCUACCAAAUGAACUCAUUUUGAAUUCAAAUUUAACCAAAAAACUGUUAAAGUUUUUUGAAUUUUACGAUGCUAAGAGUGUAUUUUCGCAACGGCAGCAAAUUUAUGGCUACUCAAAAGUGAAUCAUAAAGAAGGUAUCAAACUCUUGACUGGAAGCUAUUUUGGUCAAUUUGCAAGUAAAGCAUUAGUACCAAUAACACUUGUAGAACCAUUAAAUUAUCUUUCACAAGUAUUCGAUGCUGUAACAAAGCGUUUGAUUGAACUUCUUGAUCAGAAUUCAGUAUUUCAACAGGAACCAUCUUUAUUAUCUCUCAUUGGACGUGCUGAUCUUCCUUUACAAGAUGAACAUUUUGGUAUGCUUGAUAUUGUAAACUAUUUCAAUGUAAAAAGUGGUUUUCAACCACCUAAAGAUGGACAAACAACUGAAGAAGUUAAUUGCGUUCCACAUUAUGAUCCAGGUCUACUUUCAAUUAGUAUUCUAUCGACACAUGAAGGACUUCAGUUGAAAAAUCUGAUCAGUAACGAAUGGGUAGAUGGGCCUUUGGAAACGAAUAUGGGUGUUAUAUGGUUAGGAGAAGCAGCAUCUAGAAUAACAGAAAAUCGUCUUAAACCAGGUAUUCAUCGAGUUAUUUAUCCUCAAGUAUCAAAAUCUCGACUUACAAUAUGGUAUGAAUUAUGUACAAUUGAACAAUUAAAAAAUAUAAGUGCUGAGAACAAAAAUGAAGUAAUGAAUAACGGAACUGUUACAUUUAAAAAUCUUCCUUGGUUACCUCCAAUGACUGUUUCGUCUGGUGAGACAAAACUUGAUUUUUUGAAACGAGUUGAAAUAGCAGCUGGUUUAUCAAUGAGUAAAACAGGUCCGCCGACUUAUCAACUUGAAAAACAUGUCAUUACAUAUCCAAUCACUGGAUGGAAAGAUCGAUUUAAGAAUAUGCUGAUGUAUGCAAUAAAUGUUUUCGCGAAUGUUCAACAGAAGAACUAA